UAAACAGGAAGUGACUAGGGACAUACUCCAUACCGCCAUACCAACGAGGCCACAUACCGCAAUAUCAUCAGUGAAACAGAUAUGGCUUCAUCCUGUCAGCAAACUGAUCUGACCAAGGGAAUGAACCGCCUGAGGCUUGACGGGAAAUAUAGUGACGUCACAAUUAAAUGUGGAGAUCGAUCCUUUUUUUGUCACCGAGUCGUACUGGCGGCCAUGUCAGAAUUUUUUGAAUGCAUGUUCGAUAGUGAAAUGCAGGAGUCGCAGACCGGCGAAGUUGAUCUGAGCUCUUUGAACGUCUGUAACGAAGUGAAUAUUUGUGAGAAGGUUCUUGAGUUUAUGUACACAGGAGAAUCUGCUGUCGACAUGCCCUCCGCAGCACACCUACUAGAUAAUGCACAGCUGAUGCAGAUACCUUCAUUACAGACAGCCUGUCUAAAGUUUCUGACGACAAAUCUAAACAAAACCAACUGCCUCUCCGUUUGGCAAACAGCAGCAGCUCAUGGCUUUGCUGAGCUAGAUGCAUUAGCACUUUCACUGGUAAAGAAACACUUUCAGGAGGUCUGUUUUAGUGAUGAUUUUUUGGCUCUUUACAAAAUAGACUACAUUCUGAACAUUCUGAACGGUCAGAACGUCAAUUGUCCAGAUACCACCGUUAUUUGUAAGGCAGUUAUGUCAUGGAUACAAGCCGAUUUUGAAAAUCGUUCUGAUUACAUAGAGAAGAUCAUGAGAGCUUUGCAUGUCCUACCCGUGGACGUGAAGGAUAUCGAGGACACCGUGUCUUGUGAUCAGUUUAGGGAUAUCUCCGACCACUCGGCGUAUCGGAGAGAAGUACAAUGGAUGAGGGACCAACGAUCCUUACUCCUCAGGCCAACAAAACAGGACGUUUUCAGUGAUGAAUCGAUCGUUGUCAUUGGUGGGUGCGAGGAUGGAUCCAAUAAAGAUAUGCAAUGCUUCAGUUUUCCUCAGAAAAAAUGGUUCAAAUUGGCGUCACUACCGUCCGAUGUUGGUUUCGAUUUUGCAGUCUGUUCUAGUGGUAUGGACAUAUUUGUUUCUGGUGGCACUAACAACAAGAACGCUUUCCUACGCUACGACGGCGAGAACAACAGAUGGGACAAAAUGCCAGCAAUGCCUUGUAGGAGACAACGCCAUUGCAUGGCGGUAGUUCGGAACACUUUGUACGUGCUUGGUGGAUAUGACACACCACAGUCGAGUCCGUACCAAAACAUUGACGCGUUUAAUUUGAUCACAAUGCAAUGGGUGACUACAGGAAAGAAGCUAUUUCUGGCGAAUCCCGUGAGGUCAGCUUCGUGUGCGGUUCUUCGUCGAACUAUUUACAUAGUUGGUGGUCUGGAUUCAAAAGGAGCGCUGGUCAAUAGAGUGCAGUAUGUUAAUGUAGUAGACUGUUACUCUGGCGAGGAAUUUCAGAUCCUACCCAUUGAACCAAACUUCCAGUACAAGGCGGUAGUAGUCGAUGAUAAACUUUACGUUGUAUCAAAAAAUGGUGACGUGUUGGACUUCUGCCCUAAAGCCAAUCAUCGACCGCUCAUUGUAGGCAAACUAUCACAUUUCCCCAGGAAAGACUACGGACUUUGCGAGUUUGAAAAUAACAUCCUUGUGCUGGGCGGAGUAGUCAGCUUCCAACCGAGGUCAGAUAUGAUCCAGUUCCAUAUCAAGAAUGCAUUAACAAUUAGCAUGCAGGAGGUGAUGCCAUCCCCUAGACGCCAGUUCGGUGUGUGUAAGACAACUGUCAUUAGGCGUCAUCUGAGUAACGUUGAUGACUGAUAUCCUGGGCCUCAUGAUGUUUGUAGAUAUGGCGUCACCUGAGUAACGUUGAUGACUGAUAUUCUGGGACUCAUGAUAUUUAGAUAUGUCGUCAUCUGAGUAACAAUGAUGACUGAUAUUCUGGGCCACAUGAUUUUUGUAGAUAUGGCGUCACCUGAGUAACGUUGAUGACUAAUA
Messenger RNA from Mizuhopecten yessoensis (Yesso scallop), 1959 nucleotides. RefSeq names its product kelch-like protein 3. Bases 82 to 1782 code for a protein of 566 amino acids. The record is from RefSeq and is a predicted model, not a curated record. Lineage: Eukaryota; Metazoa; Mollusca; Bivalvia; Pectinida; Pectinidae. Gene Ontology annotation, molecular function: protein binding. The transcript has 3 exons.